Molecule: messenger RNA, 539 nt
Organism: Toxorhynchites rutilus septentrionalis
Lineage: Eukaryota; Metazoa; Arthropoda; Insecta; Diptera; Culicidae
Product: putative nuclease HARBI1
Exons: 3
Coding region: 24-365 (113 amino acids)
Source: RefSeq, a predicted model, not a curated record
AUUCUAAGUGGAUAUCAUUGGAAAUGUCGGAAAAUGAACAGCGACGUGCCAAGCUUUAUUUCUAUGAGAAAUCUGGAAUUCCAGGAAUAAUCAUGUGUGUUGAUGGAACACAUAUAAAAAUAAUCCCCCCUAAUCAGAAUCGAAAUUUAUUUUAUAAUCGAAAGGGGUUCUACAGUCUGAACGUUCUCAUUGUUUGUGACGAUCAGCAGAGGAUCCGUUUCGUUGAUCCUAGCUUUCACGGAUCUAAUCACGAUGCCCAUAUAUGGCGAAUAAGCCCUGUACGAACGUAUUUCGAGCAGAUGCAUCGAAACGGCGGAACACAAACUAAAAUACUGGGUGAUGCAGGCUACCCAUCGGAAUCAUGACUGGUAACGCCAUUCAGAGCUCCGGAAGAAGGCAGUUUGGAAAGCGAUUUCAACCAGAGGCAUGCUUUAGGUCGAGGCAUAGUCGAACGAACAAUCGGUGUUCUUAAAAAUCGUUUUAGAUGUUUACUUGGAGCGCGACAACUACAUUAUACUCCUACAAAAUGUGCUCAAAUU